AUGGCAGACACCUACAUGAUGCUGCUUGAAGUGGAAGAUAGUGCCUGCCCGGAUCCGCCAAUUCGAAGGGAAUGGAGAUCUCUCGGCGCUGCAGAGAAGCAAGCCUACAUUAGUGCUGUCAAAUGUCUUUCCGAUAAGCCGUCCAAAUUUGACAACAGCACUUCUCGGUUUGACGACUUUGCGCUGGCUCACAUAUCGGAAGGAUUGGAUAUACACUAUGCAGCGGCAUUUCUGCCGUGGCAUCGACACUUUAUCCACACAUUUGAAGAAGCUCUCAGGGCAGAAUGCCUCUACACUGGCUCACUUGCCUAUUGGGAUUGGUCAUUGGAUGCCGCAGAUCUUGCCCAAUCUCCUAUCUGGAGCACAUCCGGAUUCGGCUCCGACGGAACUUCGACUGGCGAGCGAGGAGUCGGAAACGGCCACUGCGUGACUGACGGGCCGUUUGCCAACUCGACUCGUAACUGGCAAGCAGAAGAAAUAGGAAGCCAAUUCAAAAUAUCGCGCAACCCACACUGUCUCAGCCGGGGGUUUCAGAUUGGUGAUGCAAAGAAGAAGCUUCAGGCGAGAGUAACACCGGAAAGUAUCAAAAGUAUACUGGAACAAGAUUCCUACGCCGAAUUCUUCAAGGAAUUAGAGGACCAUGCGCACAACGCGAUCCCGCAAUUUAUAAGAGGUGACUUUCUGUUGCAGACAGCACCAAAUGGUAUGCAGCAAAUUCAUCUGUAUCUUAUCUCGUGA
Metarhizium brunneum ARSEF 3297 is the source of this 738-nucleotide messenger RNA. Its product is annotated as Tyrosinase ustQ. Gene Ontology annotation, molecular function: oxidoreductase activity. Lineage: Eukaryota; Fungi; Ascomycota; Sordariomycetes; Hypocreales; Clavicipitaceae. The record is from RefSeq and is a predicted model, not a curated record.